This is a messenger RNA of Megalopta genalis, 2501 nucleotides long. The record is from RefSeq and is a predicted model, not a curated record. NCBI's taxonomy places the organism in Eukaryota, Metazoa, Arthropoda, Insecta, Hymenoptera, Halictidae.
CUCACCGGCAUUUCCUAGUUCGGAACCAAUGUGUACACGGUUCUGAGAGUUCUUCCCGAUUGUUAUCUGUGGCGACAAUUUUCGUAGCUCUUGGAGGGAAAAAACUCUUGAAACUGCUCUCGAAUGGAUGCACAACUUGUAAGCACUCGCUAGUGCAACUCCCAGAUGGACACCCGCCUUUACUCUUAAUUUUGAUCUUUCCUUGACUUGUACAAUCAUCGCCUAAAAGAAGAUUCAUACAUAAAUGAACGUUUUAUAUUAUAUGAUAAAAAACUGGUGAAUUAUAAAUGAAGCAAAAUUGUUUUGCAAAAAUAACCGUAACUGCAAAAAUAAUUAAUAUUUAUUUGCUUAGCAUAAAGAAUACAAUAAACAAAUUUUAAAUUAAAAUAAUACUUUUGCAAUUUAUAUGGACUGUUUGAAUUUUUGUGUAUUUAUCAAAAUACACAAUGUAUUUGUAGCGUUUCUUAUAAGUAUAUAUUUGACAAGUGUGAUUGAUAUGUAUCACCGAUCGUAAGUGUGUUACAUAGUAUUCCUGAACGUGAAGUGUUAUUAUUGACCUGUCACCACUUAUCAGUCCAUAUGGCAUCACCAGCACCAAAAUCGCCUGAACAAUCUGAAAAGAAUAGAAAAUAUGACAGACAAUUAAGAUUAUGGGGUGAUCAUGGACAAGCUGCAUUAGAAAGUGCUCAUGUUUGUCUCAUAAAUGCUACAGGACUUGGUACAGAGAUUUUGAAAUCUUUAGUCCUCCCAGGUAUUGGAGCAUUUACUAUUGUCGAUGGAAAAAAGAUUAUUAAUGAAGACAUUGGAGCAAAUUUUUUUCUAGAAGCAGAUAGCGUUGGAAAAUCUAGGGCACAAGUAGCAAUGCAAAUGCUAUUAGAAUUAAAUUCAGAUGUUAGAGGUGAUUAUAUAGAUGAAGAACCUGAACAAAUUUUGUAUAAUAGUCCUGACUUUUUCAACAAUUUUACGGUUGUUGUAGCUACAUCACUUACUGAAAAGUCCUUAAUUCUUUUAUCACAGAGGCUUUGGAAACUGAAUAUACCAUUAAUAGUAUGCAGAAGCAUAGGUUUUAUUGCAUACUUAAGAAUUCAAGUCAAAGAUCAUACAAUUAUAGAAACGCAUCCAGAUAAUGAAACACCAGAUUUACGUCUAGAUAAGCCCUUUGAAACAUUAAAAAAGCAUUUGGACUCAGUAAACCUUGAUGAGAUGAGUUUCAAAGAUCAUUCUCAUGUACCAUACUUAGUUAUAUUAUAUAAAUUUUUAGAGAAGUGGAUUAACGAAAAAGGAGAAUUACCCAAAACAUAUAAAGAAAAACAACAAUUAAAAGAAAUGAUAAAAGGAGGAAUGAGAAGGGAUGAAAAUGAUACAAAGAAUAGUGAGGAAAAUUUUGAAGAAGCUAUUAAAGCGGUGAAUACAUGUAUAGGACAUACAAAAAUUCCAGAUAAUGUAACAAGUGUUUUAAAUGAUGAACAGUGUGUUAAUUUAACAACUAAGAGCAAUUCAUUUUGGAUUAUUGCUAAGGCUAUAAAAGAUUUUUGUGAAAAUGAAGGAGGUGGAUUAUUGCCAUUAAAAGGUACUUUACCAGAUAUGUUUGCAGAUACUGAUAAGUACAUAAUGCUUCAACAAAUUUAUCACAAACAAGCGACAGCUGACGCAGAAGUAGUGUGGCGCCGUACAGUACAAUUAUUGCGACAAUUGGGAAAACCGUCAGAUACUAUUUCCGAAAGAGAUGUAAAGUUAUUUUGUAGGCAUGUUUCCGAUAUACAUGUUGAAAGAGGAACAUGUAUCGCAGAUGAAUAUGAUUCUAAAGUAUUUGAUGCAAGUAAUAUAGUGCAAAGUUUAGAAGAUCCAGAAAGUAUGAUGAUCUACUAUGUUGUUCUUAGAGGAAUUGAAAAAUUUCAAACGGAGUAUAACUCAUAUCCAGGCGAAUUUGAUGAUCAAGUGGAGCCAGAUAUUGUCAAACUUAAAGCAUGCAUUUUGAAAUUAUUAAUUGAAUGGGGAUGCGGACCUUUAGCAAAAGACGAUUACGUACAUGAGUUUUGUCGAUUUGGUGGAUCAGAAUUACAUUCUGUAUCAGCAUUUUUAGGUGGUCUUGCUGCUCAAGAAGUUAUCAAAUUUGUUACAAAUCAGUAUAAACCAGUGCACAAUACGUUCAUAUAUGAUGCAGUUACAUCGAAUUCUGGGACAUUUUUUUUUUAAAUUGUUGAAUGUUAAAUUAGUGACAUACUUUUGUAUUAAAUAAAAAAUAUGCAAUUUAUAGUAUACACAACAUUUGUAUAUAUUUAAACUGAUUGUAAACCUUUCUUCAUUUAAAAAUACAAUGAAACAAUUGUUUCAUAAAAAUCAAUAUGUAUGUAUUUGUCACAAGAGGUAUUAAAACUCAAGUUGAACGAGUAUAAUAUCAACACUUUAAUGUAGCAAUUAACUGAUACAUAAGUGAUUUCGUUCUUAUUUAUAAUAAACAACUAUUACUUACAAUAAAUAUGUGUAAGGUGAAAAGCAAA